AAGCGCAAAAAGCGAGAUGACAAUAAGCUGACACAUGUCAUUGUGACAGUGAUGUGUUUAUUUUUCGUGUUUUUAAAAUAAAUUUUCUUGAAAGCCACAUACAUUGGUAGAUUUGUUGGCAUAUUUUCAUAUUUGGAAAAUCAGCGCUCAUGUCAAACCUACAGGAGGUAGCGACGGACGAUUUGUUGUCAUUUCAAGACUAUACAGUGCCAGUGCAUGUUCCAUUAGUUAGCAGUACUGUAUCAGUACCAGUAUCUCAAAUUGACGUGUCAGGAAACUUAAAAAGCACCUCUGUUCAGUUAGAAGGCGAUAUGCAACAAAUUCGGAGCUCCAGUAGGCCUGUAAACGUUCCAGAAAUGGGUGGCGCGAGAGAUGCUAAUGAUGAAGUCCCGCCAGCAAAAUCCUUCUGGACUAUUGAGUAUUACCAGAAGUUCUUUGAUGUGGACACCAAAGAUGUUUUGGAACGCAUCUUGGCGUCUGUGACACCAAAGUGGGACAACUCUUUGAAACAUCACUUGAGAACCAAGCCCGACUUAUACGGACCAUUCUGGAUAUGUGUGACUCUAAUUUUUACGAUUGCCAUUAGCGGCAAUGUGGCGAAUUACUUGCAGCAUGCCAGUACAAAGUACCAUUGGAAGUACGAUUUUCAUUUGGUCUCUUAUGCUGCUACCACGAUUUGCUUAUAUGUGACUUUGGUUCCUCUCACUUUAUGGGGUUUAUUGAAGUAUACGUCCAUUACUAGUGAUAUUGAGGAACUGGAGCAGGAUAGCGUAACGCCUGGUGCUCUAGAGCUGGUUUGUAUAUAUGGUUAUUCACUGUUUAUAUACAUUCCUGCUGCUGUUUUGUGGUCCAUUCAACUCUACUUUCUCCAGUGGCUGCUGGUCCUUAUUUCCGCCUUUAUUUCGGGUUCGGUGCUCCUAUUAACUCUAAUGCCUGCAUUGAGGCUUUCAAAAAACAAAUUCCUCUUGAUACUGGGAAUCGCUUCAUGCCAUGUUCUUCUAACUGCUGGAUUUAUGCUGUAUUUCUUCCAUGUUCCAAACACAUUGCCUGCAUAUAUGCCUCAGGUUGUUACGACUAAACCUGUCCUGCCUCUUGUAAAUGACACGUCCGGAUAAGUGUUUGCUAAGUAUCUUUGAUCAUUUGUAAUAGAAUAGAGUUCUAUCAGGAAUUAACACUGUAUAAGGACUGAGACUAUGUGGAUUUUUUUAAUGUGAUGCUUAGGUUUAAAGUUUUGUAAAUACAUACAUGCACAUCGGA
This is a messenger RNA of Dendroctonus ponderosae (mountain pine beetle), 1257 nucleotides long. Its product is annotated as protein YIPF1. The transcript is spliced from 2 exons. The record is from RefSeq and is a predicted model, not a curated record. Lineage: Eukaryota; Metazoa; Arthropoda; Insecta; Coleoptera; Curculionidae. Gene Ontology annotation, cellular component: Golgi apparatus; membrane. Gene Ontology annotation, biological process: vesicle-mediated transport. Gene Ontology annotation, molecular function: small GTPase binding. The coding region runs from base 150 to 1115 and encodes 321 amino acids.